Messenger RNA from Oryzias melastigma (Indian medaka), 1520 nucleotides. RefSeq names its product CCAAT enhancer binding protein alpha (gene cebpa). Gene Ontology annotation, biological process: regulation of transcription by RNA polymerase II; myeloid cell differentiation; DNA-templated transcription. The transcript has a single exon. Bases 163 to 1026 code for a protein of 287 amino acids. Gene Ontology annotation, molecular function: RNA polymerase II cis-regulatory region sequence-specific DNA binding; DNA-binding transcription factor activity, RNA polymerase II-specific. The record is from RefSeq and is a predicted model, not a curated record. NCBI's taxonomy places the organism in Eukaryota, Metazoa, Chordata, Actinopteri, Beloniformes, Adrianichthyidae.
GACAGCUCAGAAGUUACUCAGCAGCAGGAAUCAGACCGGCAGCUCCAGCCUCCGCGCACUCCCACGGCUGUCACGCGCCCCCAGCCCCGCGCGCCCCGAGGAGACUCGUCCAAGCUGGAUUCCCGGAGCGCGUCGCCAUGCCUGCCCGGGUUUAGGUUCUCCAUGGAGCUGUCCAACCUGUACGAGGCGGCGCCCCGACCCCUGAUGAGCGCGCUGACCCACAGCCAGCAGCCCCCCCCCGGCUACAGAGACCCGGCUGAGGGCGGCGGGGACAUCGGGGACGCGGAGACGUCCAUCGACCUGAGCGCCUACAUCGACCCGGCGGCCUUCAACGACGACUUCCUGGCGGACCUGUUCCACCACGGCGCACGGCAGGACAAGCUGAAGCUGCUGAGCGGGGAGUACGAGCAGUGCGGGGGGGCCCCGCAGCCGCUCUACAUGAACAACUACAUGGAGUCCAAGCUGGAGCCGCUCUACGAGCACAACCCGCCGCGCCUGCGCCCGGUGGCCAUCAAGCAGGAGCCGCGCGACGACGACGAGCUGAGCGGGGGCAUGCCCCCCACCUACCCGCAGCAGUACCCCCCGCAGCCCCCGCAGCCGCAGAUGCCCCACCUGCAGUACCAGAUCGCGCACUGCGCGCAGACCACCAUGCACCUCCAGCCGGGCCACCCGACGCCCCCGCCGACCCCGGUGCCCAGCCCGCACCACCACCACCACCACCACCACCACGGGCACGCGCAGCAGGGCGGCAUGAAGCUGCUGGACCAGCGGGGGGGCAAAUCCAAGAAGCACGUGGACAAGAGCAGCCCGGAGUACCGACUGCGGCGCGAGCGCAACAACGUGGCCGUGCGCAAGAGCCGCGACAAGGCGAAGCUGCGCAACAUGGAGACGCAGCAGAAGGUGGUGGAGCUGAGCGCCGACAACGAGCGCCUGCGCCGGCGCGUGGAGCACCUGACGCGCGAGCUGGACACGCUGCGCGGCAUCUUCCGGCAGCUCCCGGACGGGUCCUUCAAGCCGCUCAGCUGAGGCGCGCGCGGGGUGGAACUGAGCUCGUGCCUUCUCCGCGCGCACAGGCAGAUAAGCUCGUUUUUGUGCCUCAUCCGAUGCAGCUAAGCGCGCGCGCAGCCUUUGGAGCUUCCCGCGUGCGCUUCCAGCCUGCAGGCGCGCACGGACUCUGGAGCGCACGUGCGUGACUGAACUGUGAUCGUGCAGACAGACGUUCCGGUUCUCAAACCAAAGUAAAAAGUGGAUUAAAACUGGAAUCGAACCCGCGGAGCCGCGAGGAGGUCGGACGCGGACUGAACGUCCUCCCCAGAACCUGGUGUUUAUGCAACAACCAGCGGUGCCUUCUGACCCUCUCUGGUGACCUUUGACCUUCGCCUGAUCUGUCCAGUGAGGAACAAGGAAGCACUUGUUUGUUUGUUUGUUUGUCUGAACUGUAAAAUAAGCCUCUAUAUAAAUAUAUAUAUGUACGAAAGAAUAUAUGUAAAAAUAUCUUGUAAUAAAAACUUUGGUUCAGA